CUUUCGAGUCAUUUGUUCAUAGGUAUUUGCUCAAGUCACUAACAUGUCAUCAUUUUGCAGUCAAUAACGAGUAUUAGUCGAAUUUGAAAGCUGGCAGUUUAGUAAAAUUAUAGCUUACGAUAAACCGUGGAAUUUAGACCUGCGAACAACAGUGGCGAAAAAAACUGCACUGGAAAUAGCAUGGUGGCUACGAUACCUACACACGCAGCAAAACGAACGAUUUAUUCACCGGAUACGAGUCACAGUAUGUCACAGUUUGAUGCUGACGGAAGGCGACAGAUAUUUGGAUUAUCGAAAGCUAUCCGGAAGCAUGCCUAUCAGUCUACGUCACCGAGUUCAGAGUUCAAAUUUGGGAGGAAGUACAAUCAUAGCCAUGAAGCAUUGGAUAGUGAAAAAUAUAAUGCAGCAAAGAAUGCCCCAACAAUCGAAGAAAGAUUAAAAAAUCUAUUGAAUAGCGACACGGAAGGAACAGAAGGCCAAUCCACUUCAAAUCCGAAGAAAAAUACUUUUCAAAAACCUCCAACGUACGAACUAGGAAGUAAAGGUUGCCAGGGAUCCUACUCUCCUCGUAUCGCUGAAUCAAAAAUGAGGGAAAGACUGAACCGAACAACGGGCGAUGAAGAUUUGAAGAAUCAACCGACAUCAAUUACCAGACGAACACGUUCAUCGUCGAGCGAUAGAAUGCCAAGUCAUGAAAGAUCCAAUCCGGUUGCAACUUCGAGGGCGACGUCGAAAUCUCCUGCUCCAUUUGUGCGUCGUACGCAAACCGAAGCUUUGACAGCGCGCCAACGUCGAUGUGUCAGUGCGGUUCCUGCAUCUUUCUACGACGAAAACUGGAAUGUAGUUCCUGAUCACACUAACAAGCAACAGCAGGAUCAGCCGGUUGCUACUACUCAACUGUAUGUAGAUCCCGCUAGUUCUAGCACACCGAUGGGACGGAGAACCCCAACUGGGGCAUAUAAUCAAGCUAUUUGGAACCAACGUCCAGCACCGAGUCCCGGUCGUGCUACGACUUUACCACUACAAUCACCGACAAGUGAAAUUAAAGACGGCGCACCUGAGUGGAUGAUGUUCAGAAACAGACCUGAAUCAAGAACCCCUGAACCCGGAACCGCACGAAAAACAUUGGAAUAUUCAAAGUCAAGUUUACCAGCGUCUGGUACGGAUGUUAUAAAUACAAUAGGAAAUUCUGAUCAACAUGAAAAACCAGUUUUCCGAUUUCGAAAGACAUCCACGGCUCCUACACUGUCUUUGCCGCCUAAGACUAAAGGUAUUGAUAUUUCAAAUCAUGAAAAGGGGAGUCUGCCUCGAAAGGUAUCCCCUACUAAAUCAUAUAAUACUGUUGAACGCAAAGCAAAGCCUAUACAAUAUACGGAACCGCCGCCACCGGCUUAUACUAGACCUCCUGCGCAGAAUACUGUAGAAAGUAUAGAGCAUUGUGCCCUUAAAGUGUCAUCAUUGACUUCAAUGUCAUCUGAAAACUCUGUACCAACACCUGCAAAACGGUCUAGUCGGACUGUAACUUCACCUACAAUACCCAGUAGGGACAGCUCUUUGAAAAACCAUGCUAGAAAUCAAGAUCCGCUAGAUGAUGAGCGGGAAUCGCGGAAAAGUGAUGAUCGUGACAGUGGUGCUAUUCUAGACGCUGAGGCUUCUGUUUUUGACUUUGAUUCUUCAGUUAUAAGCGAAUCUGAUGAUGAAAUUUCAUUAAAAGCACAAAAACAACGUCAGUCAAAGAUAGAUUCAAAUCUUGACCAAUCACAUCGCGAGACCGUUUGGUCACGCUCCAGUACCCCAACGUUACCGCCCCUUUCUCCUGACGAAUCCGACGAAGAAAGUACACCGAGGAACAGCGAACCUCAUAUCGCCAUGAAAUCUUCUCAGCAGGACAAAUCGCCUCGUAAAUUCCAUAAUGAAGUUUCAUGCUUGCCUAGUUAUGAAAAUCUCAUGAAAAAAAAGUUAACGGAGAACUCUAAAGGAAAGAUUUCAGAAGACAGUGGAAAAUACAGUGGAGCCAGCGGAGAAAGUCAUGAUCACCAAGAACUAUCGCCUACGGAAAGUGCAUUGGCUGAGACACGUGAUAAAACAAAGGCUGUGAUAGCAACAAAAAAUCCCGCUGUAAAAGUCACCACUAAGAUAACAAACUGCCAAGUUCAGGGCCGAUAUGUUACACGCCAAAGCUCCCGGGCGUCAUCUUGCGAUGAGCGUCGGGUAGCGAUUACUCAUGGUCGAAGACAUCGCGUUGGUAAACGAAGCAGUCGUCACGGCAAAAAUAAAAAAGUACAUCAAAAUAAACACUCGCAAGAAUUUACCUAUUAUGACGACAUAGAGGGAACAGAAGCAAUAACAAAACAGAAGCAGAGAUUGGGAAGGUUCCCAGCAUUUUAUAGGUCUGGUGACGGUGGCGGCGCUAAAGAGCCAAAUGACGUUGAAGAAACAUCGAGUGUAAGAUCGUUCACAAGCGCUUCUGUUACAAGCAGUAUUUUGAGAAAAGGAAAACGUCAUCAUCGACGACACCAUGGCCACGGUGGAAUUUUAGAUAAAUCAUACGCAAAAGAAGUUAGAGCUGUCAACAAACGAUUUUCUCGUCUGGAAGCCCACGUCGUUACACUGGCUCGAAGUGUGGCGCAAUUAUCAUCAGAAAUGAGGCAACAGAACAGCGCAUCACGUGAUAUAGAAGAAUUACGCGAACAGCUCGAAGAGCUUCGUAAAGAACGUUCCCAGGGAAAGCCAUCAUCAAGAAAAUCGUCGUCGUCCAGUCGUUCCAAAUCAGAGGUUGCAGCAAUGUCGGCACUCAAUGCAAAAGCCCAGCCUCGACGAAUGGUUAAACUUGCAAAAUUUUUUGGAGAGAAACCUCCUGUUUUGAAUUUAUUUCUAACUCAAAUGGGUUAUGAGAAAUAUAUCGACAAUUUUAAAUCUGAGAGCAUUGGAAUGGUUGAAUUGCCUUAUAUGGAUGAAGAAAGGUUAAAAAGCAUAGGAAUACCCCUCGGACCGAGUCUACGAAUUUUGAAAGAAGCUAAAAAGACAUCGUUUGUGUGACGGAUAAUCGUAUAGAGGAAAAAUGUUUUUGAUUGAAACAAAGAUUGCAAAGAUACGAAUGGAAGGCAUGAUUAUGCGGAGAACACACGGAGAUAAAAUGUUCCUUUUCGACUGAAUUCAUAAUUAAGACGAGUUUGGGCGCAAUUGAAGUAAACAAUGGACAAACUUCAAAAGACGCAAAUCUAUUUUUGCUACCAUUUCUAUUAGUAUUUACUCCCAAAAAAUUGCGCAAAAUUUUGAUUUUCUUCUCUUUAUUGUGCAAGAUACAUAUUUAUGGAUCUUUGUUGCACAGUUUUCAUGUAAAAUGAUAAGACGAAUUAAAUUUAAAUUACGAAAUCAAAACAGACGAAUCAAUCCCAGCUUUCUAUCAGGGCGCUCCUCUAAAUCUUGAACGCAGCCAAUCCAUGGCCCAUGCUCGACAAUGAUUAACUUUCUAUCUGUCACGCUAACACAAACAAACACUGCCUAUAUUACAACGACAAUGACCGUUGGUGACGUCAUCUUCAUCCCGACGCCAUAACUAUGGUCAACGAAAUAUUUUUUCUUACAAAAGAUUUUCAAUGUUUAUGGUACUUUUAUUUUUUCAAUUUUUUAUCAAAUAUAUUUUAUCACAAUUGUUAAAAAUUUACUGUCGUUCGUAAAAUGACUGUUUAUUUGUAUUUUCGAUAAAAACCUUAUUGUUUGAAAUGAUAUUUUAUUCGCCUCAGUUAAUGAACAGAAUUGACGCAGAAUAAAUGUUGUUCACAUCGA
Messenger RNA from Styela clava, 3789 nucleotides. RefSeq lists its product as uncharacterized. The record is from RefSeq and is a predicted model, not a curated record. Gene Ontology annotation, molecular function: protein binding. Lineage: Eukaryota; Metazoa; Chordata; Ascidiacea; Stolidobranchia; Styelidae.